GAAGUGACUUGGUUGGCUUUAAACCAGGAAACGAUAUUUUUAUUGUGUUGAUUAGCCUACGAUUCAUGCUGUGUAAAUAUUGUUUAUCAGUAACGCUGUGUCAUGGCUUGUACGGCAAAUGAUGUAACAGGAUUUGGUCGUGUUUGUGGUAGAAACUACUUCACUAUUUGUUAUUGAGAAAAACAUGCACUUAAGUGACGUCGACUCAGCACAAAGGCCGAAAUGGAAAAUGUCUGACAAGAUGGAGGAUAAAUCUGCUGACAGUUUACCAAAUCAUCAACUUGAAGAAAAUACUGAGGAAUUUACUGAAAGCUUGGAAAAUAAAUCAGACAUCAGUGAUCAUGAGGAGUUGAUUGGAGAAAAAUUAGCCGAGUCCUCUUUCACUUCUCUCACAGACUUAAAAGAAUCUUCAUUGACUAAGAUACUGCCAUUAGAGAAGGCUGAAGAAUUAUCCAAAUAUGGGGAUAAAGAAAAUGCAGAUGUCGAUUCCAAAGAGGAGCCUACCCUUCUGUCGUUAACAAGGCAAUAUCAGCAACAUAAACUAAGAGAGUUUACAGAAAUUCAGAAUCCAUUAAACAGACAUCGCAGAAACUACAAAGUUAGCAAGAGGAAACAAACAGAGUCUAAUCAGAAAGGUGACAACAGUACAGCAGUCGGUAGUGGGGAUAUGGCAACGACAGAGACACAGGUUUAUAGAAAAAACAGCAGAAGUACAACUUCAACGGCAGUACAGGGUACAUCUAAUACUGAGCAGAUAUCAAACAAAAAUCCAUCUAGUAGUAGAAUAGGAGAUAUGGGAAGUGGAAUUAUGAAAGAUAUUAACGCUGAGAGAAAUCGAAGACAUGUUGACAUGGGAGGACCCUCUGUUUUUACCAUUUCAAAUGGAACUGGAUAUGAAGGGAAGUCGCCAGUAGAUUCUGCCAUUGAUUUAGACUCGAGUGCUGAAAAUACUUCAUUUAAUGGGGGCGACUUGGAAGAUCUGACUGAAACACAUGUGAUCAUGCCCUUUGGUGAUGUACAUUUAGCCCUAGAGCUUGAGGAUCCUACAGACUUGUAUGAUGAUGACCUAUGGCCUGAUGAACAUUGGAUUUAUGUCCGAGAUAUCGAUCUUCAUCUGCAAAACCAGAGGUCAAACAGAGAAGAAAGAUCUCGAUCUUCACCAUACAGAAGGGCAAGUUUAACACCAAGAACUGAUUGUGAAGUUUGUUAUGAGAAAACUAGUGUAAGAAAACGCUUGUGUUGUGAUUUUCCUGUCUGUGACCCUUGUAUGGAGAAAUAUGUUGAGGAAAAAGUGACAAAUGGAGUUGUUACUAUUCAGUGUAUAGGUUACUGUAAGUCAUUCGUCCAUCGGGAUGAAAUUCUGUCUAGAUUAUCGGCAGAGAUGAAGGAAAAAUAUUACAGAUUUUUAGUAAAUGCCAAUCAAGAUCCUAUGGUCAAAACCUGCCCUCAGUGUUCAACAGUUUACAACAUGACAAAAGAAGAAGUGAAAACUGCCAAGAAGAAGGCCAAAGGUCUUCGUACAAAUGUGACCUGUUCAAAAUGUGAGCUUGUGUGGUGCUUCCCUUGCCAAGCUCCAGCGCAUCAGGGCAUUACAUGUAAAGAGUUUGCAAAGGGAGACAAACUCUUGAAAUCUUGGGCAAAAGUAAAAACAGGAAUUGAAUGGAAUGCUCAACAGUGUCCCCGUUGUAAGGUGUUUAUCCAGCGUAAGGGAGGCUGUGAUCACAUGACCUGUAAACAGUGCGGUACAAGUUUCUGUUACAGGUGUGGUGAGCGAUACAUCACUAAUCACAUCAUUGCCACACUGAUAGGAGACCACCAUGGCAAAUUCAGCCCCUUUGGAUGCAAACAUACACUGCUGCCUAAUGAUCCGUGUGCAAGGAAGCUUAUCCGAGGCUCAAUACUUGGUGCUAAAGUGUUAGGUGGAAUCCUGUUAGGAGGUCUAAUAGUAGCUGCCGGUGUUAUUCUGGUAGGAACAAGUUUUAUAGUGGUUCCCGCCUACACUGGCUACCGUUAUCACAAACAGAGGAAAAACCGCAAACGGUUCAGGACGAUCAGGAAUAUCAAUUUAGCGCGGCACUUCCUGCCACCACCAGAGAUUCCACAGCUGAUGGUUAACAACACCCGGCCAGGAGAUACCCUGAGUGAAAAUAGUUCUAUUUUUGGUUCCGUUUUUGAUGAAAUGGAUAACAAUUCUACAAAUGAUGAAUCGCCAGAAAGUGGAGCAGAGCAUGACCCAUCACAGGAGGUGGAAGUAUGGGUACACUGUCAUAAUCAGAACAGUCAAACAGAUCCGCGACAGGAAGUGGAAAAUACAGGUCACCUAGAGGACGUUCUCACCCAGACAACUGCCAAGCUUUCAAAAGAUCAGGAUCAAGGUGAAGUCCUCCAUGUUAAAACAUCAUAUGCAAGUGUUGACCAUGACAAGUCUACAAACAGGAAAGACAGUUCUGAAAUACAGGAAAGCAAUGAAAAUCACAAAGCAGAAGAGUCGUUUUUGAAUGUUAAAGUGAAAAACGAUUCAAAGAACAGACCCAAUGACCUGAAUGGAGAAUUGUCGGAUAGUGAUUCUUCAGAAAAGCAAUCAAAUAAAAAUCAAAGUGAUAAAGAUGAAGAACUAGGCGAGGAGAACUCUACCACUCAAGGAUGUUUUGUGAGAAUAUUCGGUAAGAAACUGCCAGUGGUUUGGGAGAAAGGUCAUGAUGAUGAAAUGAUAAAAACACUGGACAGCAAACAGAAAGAGCAUUCAGGAUCUUCUGGGAGAUUACAAGGACACUCGUCCAAAACACUGGAUGGAAACUUGGAGAAAAAGAAAAUUCUGCCUUCUUCAAUUACAUUAGAUGCUGGUUCACUAGACCGGAACUUGAAGAAACAUGUUUCAGGUGUUGGUGGUGUGAAGGUCAUCAGACAACCAGAUAUUGUGACUUGUGUUCUGCAGUCAAAACAAGCAAAUCACCUGGCAGGAACGAUACCAUGUGAUAACACUGACUUGCCUGUCACUGAAGAUGAAGGGGAUGUAACUCUGAAAGUUGAUCCUUACUUUGGUGUUGUCUCCCCUGAUAAUUAUGAAACCACAUUAUGAGUUCAGGUUUUAAGGCAUGAGAUAUGACUUAAAGUAAAUUUUGUUAUACAUUCAUUUAAUAGAACUUUUUAAUAAUAAUUAAACUGUUCAGCAGGUUCUUGAUAUUAGCUUCUUUAUUCAUUCAUUGGUUGUCAUACAGUACACCCAAUUACCGGGGAUAUUAAUUAUUGUUGUUGAAUGAACAAUAUGAUGCUCCGUUUACACAGUAUUUAAAAGUGGAAGAAAUUAUUACCAGUUUCAUAGAUACAUUGAUUGCUCUUGUAAAAAAUUGAUGUUGGUCUUAAGUCAGAAAGCUGAGCAGAAAUCUUCAUAGAAUAGUUACUGAUAGCAUAUAUAAUAUUGGUUACCGUUUGUUGUUCAUUUUUGUUGAAUCUGUUGAUAACUAUUAAUAUUUAAUAGUUGUAUUGAUUUGAGAUAUAAUUGUGUUAAUUUUAUACAGUGUAGUAAAAUGUGUCGGAGGUAAAUUGUCAUUCCUCUCAUCAUUGAUUCUUUGUAGAAGGGGAGACAACUGAGGAUACAAUUUUAAUAACAAAUGGAUUAAUUGUAGUUCUUUAGAAUUAAAAAAAAUUAUUAGGUAAAUACACGUAAAACAAACUUAAAUAGCCCAGAUUUGUUCUAAAUGCAUACAAUCUUUUAUAUUCUAUAAAGUUUAAAUGUUUUUAAUUUUUGAUUACAUUUAAAUUAUA
Messenger RNA from Pecten maximus, 3765 nucleotides. RefSeq lists its product as uncharacterized. The record is from RefSeq and is a predicted model, not a curated record. Gene Ontology annotation, molecular function: ubiquitin conjugating enzyme binding; ubiquitin protein ligase activity; zinc ion binding. The transcript is spliced from 5 exons. Gene Ontology annotation, cellular component: ubiquitin ligase complex; cytoplasm. Gene Ontology annotation, biological process: protein polyubiquitination; positive regulation of proteasomal ubiquitin-dependent protein catabolic process; ubiquitin-dependent protein catabolic process. Bases 185 to 3079 code for a protein of 964 amino acids. NCBI's taxonomy places the organism in Eukaryota, Metazoa, Mollusca, Bivalvia, Pectinida, Pectinidae.